Misgurnus anguillicaudatus (oriental weatherfish) is the source of this 1945-nucleotide messenger RNA. RefSeq names its product gamma-aminobutyric acid receptor subunit pi (gene gabrzb). Gene Ontology annotation, biological process: monoatomic ion transmembrane transport. The record is from RefSeq and is a predicted model, not a curated record. Lineage: Eukaryota; Metazoa; Chordata; Actinopteri; Cypriniformes; Cobitidae. Gene Ontology annotation, molecular function: transmembrane signaling receptor activity; extracellular ligand-gated monoatomic ion channel activity. Gene Ontology annotation, cellular component: membrane.
GCGCGCUGCCUGCGAGGGAAUGUGUCACUGUCUGUCACUUCAGUUGUGUCUCGCGCUCUUCGCGUGCUGCGAGUCUUGAAUCGGAGUAAAAUUUUUUAUUUAAACUGCUUUGAUUUGGAUAUCAGGAGAACAUCAAUGUCUAUCUGGACGAUGUUUGUCAGUGUUUUCUGAUAUUUUUUGUGAAAUGAGUUCAUCCGCGCGGCUACCCAGAUAGACCUCACCAGAUCGCAGCUCUCAUCCUCUCAACAUGACGAGCUUCAGCUUUUUAUUUACCCUCCUCUUCAUCAGCAGGAUUUUGCUAAACGCUCUGCUCAGCGCUGAGGUGAAAGAUGGAGAGAUUCUUCCUCCGACUAUCCAGAAGCUUAUGAAAGGAUACAACAAAUACCUCAGGCCUUUCUUUGACAAUGGUCCUGUUACAGUGGGGAUGAGUCUGGACAUCGCCAGCAUUGAUACUAUAUCAGAGAUCAACAUGGACUACACAGCGACCAUUUUCCUCCGUCAGCGCUGGACAGAUGAGAGACUGGUGUUUGAGGGAAACAAAAGUUUAAGUCUGGAUGGUCGACUGGUGGAGCUGCUGUGGGUACCCGACACAUUUAUAGUGGAUUCAAAGAAAUCCUUCCUCCAUGACAUCACAGUGGAAAACCGAUUGAUCCGGAUCUUUCCCAACGGAACGGUUCUUUAUGCCCUACGGAUCACGACAACAGUGGCCUGUAACAUGGACCUGACGAAAUACCCCAUGGACAAACAAACAUGCACCUUACAACUGGAGAGCUGGGGUUAUAAUGUCAAUGAUGUGAUGUUUUAUUGGGUUCGUGGGAAUGAAUCUGUAAGUGGAUUGGAUACACUGCGACUGGCCCAGUACACUGUAGAGGAUCAUUACACUUCUGUCUCAGAGGCCGUCUAUGAAACAGGAAAUUACCCCAAGCUGGUGUUUCAUUUUGAGCUGAAGAGAAGCAUCUUGUACUUUAUUCUGGAAACGUAUGUUCCCUCGAGCCUGUUAGUGGUUCUGUCCUGGGUCUCUUUCUGGAUCAGCCAAUCGUCUGUCCCAGCACGCAUCUGUAUUGGAGUGACCACUGUCCUGACUAUGACCACGCUUAUGAUGGGUGCCAGAACGUCUCUGCCCAAUGCAAACUGUUUUAUUAAGGCCAUAGACGUCUACCUGGGCAUCUGCUUUAGUUUCAUCUUCGGGGCACUAAUUGAGUAUGCAGUGACUCACUUCUGCACACUUCACCACCCUGACUGUAACAGUGCACUUAUGUACGGUCAACACGUACACGACUGUGAGGAGGAGAUAAACGGGAUCGUCACCACCAUCGCCAACAAUUCCUCAAGGGUCAAGAGACGCAAAGACGCCGUAGAUCCAGCCGCAGGAGAGUUGGAUAUUACGCCCUCCAGUGAAGCCACGUCCCCAGAGGUGCCAGCAGAGCCCUUAAACUGCUGCGUCCAAAGCAUUUCAAUAAUGAGAAAAAUUCUGACGUUUGUCAACUGCUGUCAUGUGGAGAAUCCGCAUUACAUAGACAAUUACUCGCGGUUAACCUUUCCACUCUCAUUCGUCAUGGUUAACCUGCUCUAUUGGACUUACUACCUUUACUUUUAACCAGCUGCUGUGAUGGGUGGUUUAACUUGGGUUUGUUGUGUUAUCAUGCAAGAAAGAAUGUUUGAGUCUGAAUGAUGAAGAAAAGGAAGGAGAAAAUUUAAAUAGUGAGGUGUAUUAAGGACGGGUCUUUAAGGGUUAGUUCACCCCAAAAUGACAAUUUUAUCAUAAAUUACUUACCCCUGUGACGUUAUAAACCACCAAGUCCUUCGAUUGUCUUCAGAACACAUUUUUAAAUAUUUUUGAUAAAAACCUGGAGGCUUGUGAUUUUCACAAUCAAGUCCAGAAAAGAAUGAAAGACAUCACCAAAAAGGUCCAUCAGUAGUACAAUAAUGAUAUUAUGAAAACAAA